CUUCGAAUGAGUCUGCCCACGACAUUAUUCACGACGCCAACUCGCGACAAGCUUUGUUUGCUUCAGAAGGCUCCAGCAGGAGCUGGCUGCCACGCAUGAUGUGGAACGACGAGGAUAACAACCCGUACGGCACCAGCUUUGAGCGUCGCGACUCAACAGCUUCGUCUACCGCCAACCCCAACUCGCCCGGCUCUCAACACGGCUACACAGGUCCCCGCACUCCUUCAACUGUCAGUGACCACCGACCUGAGCCCGAAACAACUUCCCAUGCUCAGCAAUACGAUACCAGUGAUGCGGGCAGUGAUGAGGAUUAUGGAGGGGGAGCUCCCAAAAGAAAGAAGGGCGGAUAUGAUAGCAGGAUCGAGCAAAUACUCUACGAGAACCCCGACCUCCCCAUUCUGAUCGUUGAUGCUGGUAAGAGCUUGGAAAGUGGAGGCAAAUAUAUCGUCUACACCAUCCGGACAGGAGAUCUAGAGGUUCGUCGGCGAUAUUCAGAAUUUGCGUCCCUCAGAGAUGCUCUCUCACGACUUCAUCCUACCUUGAUCAUCCCACCCAUUCCAGAGAAGCAUACUAUGGCAGAUUAUGCAGCGAAUCCGACAAAAGCAAAGCAAGACCAGCAAAUCAUUGAUCUUCGAAAGCGCAUGUUGGCUGUAUUUCUCAACCGAUGUCGGCGCAUGGAUGAGGUCCGGAACGAUGGAGUUUGGUGGAGAUUCCUCGACCCAAAUUCAAGCUGGAAUGAGGUAUUGCACUCGCAUCCAAUCGCUUCUAUCCCAAAAUCUGUCAUGAAAGCCCCUCCUCUCGACCCCGCCAACCCCUCACCUGCCCAUGCCUGGCUCCCGGUUCCCGCCUCUUCUGCCAAGCUCAAGGCGUCUUCAACGACAACUCUUAACGCCCAAGGUAUGCCAGUCCAACAGCCUACCGAAUAUGCUGCAAGCCCUUCGACGGCUGCUCAUACGAUACCAGGCCCACAAUUAUUUGGUCGAUUUCCUCCCGAUUCAGCGCAUAUGAGCGAACAAGAUCUCGACCCCUACUUCAUCAAUUUCGAAGCUGCCACCAAGGAGCUCGAGCUAUUACUUACAGGACCCAUUGAGAAGGUCAAUCGUCGGACCCUGCAACAUCUUUCCUCUCUAUCUUCCGAUCUGGCAGAACUCGGCGCUAGAUUCAAUGGCUUCUCUCUCUCGGAACCGUCUCCCUCCCUCGCCGCAGCAAUUGAACGUGUCGGUCAAGCUGUAGACUCGUCUUAUCUUGCGACAGAAGAGCUUUCAGGCUCCUUAGGCGCAAGCUUUGCUGAGCCUAUGCGGGAGAGUGCACAAUUUGCUGGAGUUGUCCGCGGCGUUCUUCGGUACCGAGUCCUCAAGCGAGUGCAACAGGAAAUGACCAAUGAUGAGUUGGCCAAGAAGCGGGCACUGCUUGAGUCUUUGGAGAGAAGCGAAUCUGAAGCCAAGAGAAUCGAGCAGUAUCUGAAUAGCAGUGGCACGGGAAGCAUACCCCGACGCUCCACUUCAUCAGCCAGAGAUCCCCCACUCCAGAGACGAGAAAACAGUCAGGAAGACACCGCAUCUAUCGAUUCAGACUUCCCUCCAACUCACGGCGAUACUCCUUCUGCUGCCCAAGGCGCACCGCAAAUCGAAGAACAAUCGCCAAAUCACAAGAAGAGCUCCAGUGGUAACUUCAUCACAAACAGAAUAUUUGGACGAAUAAACCACGCAAUACAUGGGGUUGUAGAUGUGGAUCCCGAGCGUACGAGAAGAGAUCUCAUUGGAAAGACGAGAGAAUCGAUUGGACAGCUCGAGCACGCACAGCAGGCCUCUGAGAAAGAUGUUCGGGAUGCAAGUUCUGGCAUCUUGAAGGAUCUGAAGCGUUUCCAGGCGGAGAAGGAAGAUGAUUUGAGACGGUACAUGCUUGCAUAUGCCAAGAGUCAAAUCGAGUGGGCGAAGAAGAAUAAGGAGACUUGGGAGGAGGCCAAAGCAGAGAUCAAUAAGAUAGAUGAGGAUUGAGUGAUGACUGAUGAAUGAAGACGCAUGGAUCGUGGUUUCGGCGGUAAUAGUGAGAACUCGGGGCCCUGUUGAUGGGCAAGGGAGAGGAGUCAGGAGCUCUUGGUGUACUUUUUAUGACUGCCAGGAGGAGCAGUAAUAGAUGAUGAUCCUGCCUAAAUGACCUCGAAUUCGACGUCUCCAAUGGUUCGAUGAUUGGUUCCCCUUUUCUGCUGACUAGGCGCCCU
Hyaloscypha bicolor E is the source of this 2221-nucleotide messenger RNA. RefSeq names its product sorting nexin-like protein-41. Gene Ontology annotation, biological process: retrograde transport, endosome to Golgi. NCBI's taxonomy places the organism in Eukaryota, Fungi, Ascomycota, Leotiomycetes, Helotiales, Hyaloscyphaceae. Gene Ontology annotation, molecular function: phosphatidylinositol binding. The coding region runs from base 96 to 1997 and encodes 633 amino acids. The transcript is spliced from 5 exons. The record is from RefSeq and is a predicted model, not a curated record.